Messenger RNA from Cylicocyclus nassatus, 801 nucleotides. NCBI's taxonomy places the organism in Eukaryota, Metazoa, Nematoda, Chromadorea, Rhabditida, Strongylidae. The record is from the annotation of a GenBank genome assembly.
AUGGAAAUGAAAGCAAUUAACAGGACAUGGUUUGAGGUCAAGGCGAAGUACGUCAAUGGCGACCAGAAGAUUACAGAGGUGUUGUGUAUUGACACAGAGACAUUCGGUGAUGCAGAGAACAAGGCACUGGAGCAUAUCGCAUCGUAUGUUGAUGGAACAGAAACAUACAUCGUGUCUGUCUCACGUGCGUCAUACUCAGAGUUUGUGCGUGAUGAAGAGAAGAACGGCAAUAACUUCUAUAAGGUGACAAUCACUAUCGUCACCAUUGACGAGAAGACAGAGAAGGAGAAGCAAAGCAAGACAGCGUUCCUCGUUGAAGCAGACGACUUUGACGAUGCGAGGAAGAUAACGGCAGAGUAUAUGAAGUCAUCAAUGCUUGACUGUGAAGAGGCUUUUAUACCUCAGAAGGCUACAAAAGGUGCCGUGGCGUACGAUUUGAAGGUGCCACGCCUCACACUCGUAAAGACAGGACGUAAUAUCAUACCGUUAGACAUCGCCAUUGAACUGCCUGAUGGCUAUGAGUUCAAGAUAGAGCCACGUAGCGGAUUCAGUUCAAAGGGCUUUGAAGGCCACAGGCUUGAUGGUUAUGGAGAGCCUUAUCCUGCUACACGCUUUGAUGCAGACGUUCUUGUAGGAAAGGUUGACAGCGACUACAGAGGCAAUGUUGGUGUCAUCGUAAAGAACAACGAUAUACCGUUCUAUGUAGUGGCCGGAGAGCGCAUAGCACAGGGAACUAUAUACAAAUCAGAAGAUUCACUUCUCGUAGAGGUUUCAGAGUUGUCAGAGACAGAGCGCGGAUAA